This is a messenger RNA of Solanum tuberosum (potato), 1149 nucleotides long. RefSeq lists its product as uncharacterized. Bases 16 to 1086 code for a protein of 356 amino acids. The record is from RefSeq and is a predicted model, not a curated record. NCBI's taxonomy places the organism in Eukaryota, Viridiplantae, Streptophyta, Magnoliopsida, Solanales, Solanaceae. Gene Ontology annotation, molecular function: protein binding. The transcript is spliced from 6 exons.
AAACAAGUAGUGCAAAUGGCCUCAGAAAUUCAACCACAGUUAUCAGGACAAGGAAUGGGAAUGGGAAUGGGAAUGGGAAUGGGAAGGACUUCUUCAAAUGAAUCGAGAGAAAAGGCGAACCAAGCAAUUAAAGAUCAAAUAUUUCAAGCAGCUAUGGAGAAUAAGUGGACAAAAGUUAAGCAUCUGUACAUCAAAAACAAGUUUGUUCAUGAAUCCAAACUCACUCGAUCUGAAGAUACUGCUCUUCACUUAGCUAUCACUUCUUAUCAUCCAGAUCGAGACGACUCUUUACAGCAUCCUCAUCUUACUUGUAUCAAGGAAAUGAUUGCUGACAUAUCAAAGGAAAAUCGACUAUGUAUCUUAAAGCAGAAGAAUGAUAAAGGGAACACACCUCUUCACCUUGCAGCAGAACUCGGGAGUGUCCCGAUUAUUGAGUGUAUGGUAAACUCAGCAGACCGUGAUCUCAUCUGGGAGACCAAUUCAAAAGGGGAAACCCCCUUAUUCGUAGCUGCUUAUCGUGGCAAGCUACAAGCUUUUCUCUACCUACUUAACUGUUGUCUAAAUGAAAAAGGAGAAGGUCCAAUUGAACUUUGUAGGAGGGAAGAUGGCGAUAACAUUCUACAUGCCGCCAUCUCUGGCGAGUACUUCGAUCUGGCUUUUCAGAUAAUACAUUACUAUGGGCAACUUGUCAACCGUUACAACGUAGAGGGCAUGUCUCCUCUACACUUCCUUUCCAGGAUGCCUCAAGUAUUCAAAAGUGGCAGCCAUUUUCGGUUCAUAGAUAGCCUCAUCUACUACUGCACAAAUAUUGAAGAGCUAGAGUUAAUGACAUAUGAAGCUGAAGACAAAGAAGAUUCAUAUAGUAAGCUUGAAUGGAAUCUCCCAGAGAACUACCAAACAAUGGUGGAGUUCUUGGAACUACUUUGGAAUGGGACAUUGAAAACUAUAAAUUAUCUUAAGCGAACAUAUUGUGGGAAUCAAGAAGACCCGUCUAAAGAUACUACAGAAAGAACUGAUGUGAAUCAAGGGAAGAAGUCCAAAGGAGCAACUAAUGAGAAUCAAGAGAAUAAGUCUCAAGGUAUGUGAUACCUUUCAGGUUAUGUGGACUUAAACAGGUUUCUAAAGAGGCAAGAAACUAUAUAUAUAUAU